This is a messenger RNA of Lottia gigantea (owl limpet), 1077 nucleotides long. RefSeq lists its product as hypothetical. NCBI's taxonomy places the organism in Eukaryota, Metazoa, Mollusca, Gastropoda, Lottiidae. The coding region runs from base 1 to 1077 and encodes 358 amino acids. The record is from RefSeq and is a predicted model, not a curated record. The transcript has 2 exons.
AUGUUGUUACAACCACCAGACAAGUUGGAGUCAUGUCUAGAAGUCAGAGCAUUGAGGUUCAUCAUGUUGCGUUGGUUGAAGAACAAGGGCAGAAGCACACCAGCUGUCGUUUACAGUGGUGCAUACUCCGUCACAUCUUCUGAUUAUAGAUAUGGUUUUCAUUCAUCGAUUAUUAAGAAUCCAGAACGUUCCGAAGGAUGCUUUCCCGAAACAGCACCACAUGAUAAACUAACAUUACCACAUGCAUCAACUGAACAUAUAUAUGAAGAUAUUGAUGAUGGUAUCUCCCAAGCUGAGCCGUAUUCUAUAACUUCACUUGAUGACUUGAUUGACCAGAAUCCUUUAAACAAAGUAUAUUUCAAGAAGUCUCUUGCCAACAACCUAUCUUCAGAUAAUGGACUGGACAAUAGACAGUCCUCUGAAGAUGCUGAAUCCACUAUAUCCGCUAGUUACCAAUCCAUAUCCGGACCAUCAACAGAAUACGUAUCAACAUCAUCAUCAUGUUACCAGCCAAUAAACACACUAGCACAUUCCACUCAGCAAACUCUUACCAGACAAAAGAAAAAGAAAUUAAUCAAGAUCAAGUCUAAAGCUUCUUCAAUAUUUAGAGUCAGAAAAUGUAAAAGGUGGAUAUCCAAUCAUUUCAACGCAACUAAACCACGAUCAGAAUCCAGUGAUGAGGAUUAUCCACAAGUUCAUGUUAUCAGACCACGAUUUGAAUCUACAAGACAGUUUACUCGAAGGCGUUUAGCCUUAAAGAAGAUUGAAGAUCAUUGGUUUGAUUCCGAUGAAGAUUCUAGUGUUUUAUCCGAAGAUUCAUUUUACUCAAGGAUGGACAUUUCGGAUUUGUGUCAAGAUCCCAUUAUCCCGGCUCAAAGUGAAGCAUCAACACAGUGUGAUAUCGAAUCUGAUUCAGGACUUUCAAGUCUACCAGAGUCAUCGUCGCCCAGUGAGAAUUCAAAUCACGAAUCUAGUAAAGAAGAUCCAAUAGUUAGUGAAGAAGAAGAAAAUGAAGAAGAACUUCCUUUAUUUAAACCACGAACAGGUUUUGGUUUGAACCGAUGGUACCGACCCUGA